AUGUUACGUUUCUCGAGAUCAAUUACUGACUGACCGAAUGAUCUCUACAUUUUUUUCUGUGGCUGAGGUAUUUAUAAUUUAAAAUUCAUACAUUCGAGAUUGUACCAGUAUAUAUAUAGUAAAGAUGCCAGCGUGAGACUUCAUUCGCGGAAGUGCUAUAUAAAUGCUAUAUAUACAGGUAUAUAAGAACCGUUUUAUUUCUUAAAAACUGACACACGAGGAACUACAUAUCGAAGUGGGGGUCAAAAGCUGGACUAAACUGCACUAGAGAGUGAUCAACUUUGUUCCCACGGUAGAGGGAAAAAACAAACACAAAGUAAUUACGACAACUGUAUUCAUUUGGAGGUCAGUCUGAAGGAGUCUCCUAAAGAUGGGCGCAGAACACCUUCAACCAAACAUGCGCGUAGCAAGUGGCAUGUUUUUUAUACUUUUUACCAUAACAGCGUACUGCGUUUAUUUGGAUUUCAAUGGACCGAGAGUGAAACUUGACAAUGUGUGGAUGACACGUAAUUCCAAUCGACACAUAGCAAGUGGUCGUUUUCGACGGUUGCAGAUAUGUAGUUUAGAUUUUCUACAGCAAUACUUGAUAAAAAACAAAAGGUUUCUCGGAAACGGAAAAUGGGUAAACGAAACAUGGCUGCCCAAAGAGUGCAUUUUUCCAAAAUUACUGAGCGAUGCUCAGCUUGGUUCAUGUUUAAAAAGGAAAAAGAUAAGGAAGAUAGGACAGACUGGUGAUUCUCAAUCGAUGAAAUAUAUGGCGGCUAUGAAACGGGGUGAAGGGAUUUUUAAGUGCAAGGAACUUAAAAGUGAAUCUAGAAGUAUAAGAACACCCACUCUGAGUUAUUUUAGCCCUCCUUUGGAUAUUAAAUCUAUCAGAGUGGCAAAGAGAGACUGUGGUGGGUGUGCUGGAGAGCUGGUUCGAUGCACAGCACCAAAUCUCAACGUCACUACAGACAUCGAAGUGUUAAUAACCGAAUUCACAAAGGACCACGAAAUAACCACAAAAAGAAACUUCUGGAAGGGUGAUUGUGAUAUCAGGCUGAAGAAUAUUAGCCAGAUUUAUUGCCAAGAGUCUGUGACAACGCAAGAAGUAUAUUUCCGCGAGUAUUGGCCGCUGUCAGGUUAUCCAGAUGUUAUUAACAUAUACGCUGUACAUGUACACGAGGCACAGAAACGUACGCCCCGUGAUUUUGCCCGUGAUUUUACUUGGUUCAUUGACCUCAUUGUCUCUGUUAUACCAAAAACAACUAAAAUAUUAUAUUGGAAUUCACCGCAUAUCGAUCCUUCAAAGCAACCAGUCAAAUGGAGGGAUGUUAAGAGCAACGAAUUCAUCAAGCAGCUAAAUGUAAUCAGCGCAUCUGUGAUUAGGAAAUGUAUUGUUGAAAAAAAUGCAACUAAUUUAUACCCCAUGUAUGACUUGUUUGAAAUUUCCAAAGACGUAUUGCACUGGAAUGGGGACGGUGUUCACUUUUACGCCUUAUGGUACCAGAAAGUCAUGUCAUUGUUCUGGGCCACGUUGUGUCAAAUAGAUAAUUCCUAG
Molecule: messenger RNA, 1540 nt
Organism: Lingula anatina
Lineage: Eukaryota; Metazoa; Brachiopoda; Lingulata; Lingulida; Lingulidae
Source: RefSeq, a predicted model, not a curated record